AUGGUGCUCUUCUCCACCUACCGCAGCAAGCGCAUUGUCGCGCAGGGCUUCCUCAGCGGCCCCGUGAUGACCGCACGCGCCUUCGGUGACUACUACUUCCAGCGCGCGUGGAACGGAUGCGUGCAGUGGGUGAUCCCUGGUGAGAUGCGCUUCUGGGCGUGCGGCAUUCCCAUCAUCUACUUCAUUCAUCGCUACCACAACGACCACUCGCUGGAGCCCGACCUAGUGGAGAAGGCUAUGAUUCUGCGCUGGGGCGGCUCGCUGGAGGAAGUCCGCAAGCUUUCGCCACAGGAUCAACUCCGCAUCCGCAUCUUUACGGACAUAGAGAAGCUGUACUCCGCCUACGGCCCCAAGGACACCAUCAUCCAGCCUCCGGGCGACACCCUACCAGGUAAGGACUACUACCACAAGAGCGGCACUCCUGGUGCCCACCAUUAA
Messenger RNA from Leishmania braziliensis MHOM/BR/75/M2904, 438 nucleotides. RefSeq lists its product as hypothetical. Bases 1 to 438 code for a protein of 145 amino acids. NCBI's taxonomy places the organism in Eukaryota, Euglenozoa, Kinetoplastea, Trypanosomatida, Trypanosomatidae. The transcript has a single exon. The record is from RefSeq and is a predicted model, not a curated record.